AUAUCCCACAAUAUGCUGACGAGUGUGGAAUCAAUUCCUCUUCAGUUUGUAAAUACUAUUGAUUUGCGGUCCAAUUUGCUUCAAGGUUCACUACCUAUUCCACCAAAUUCCACAGAAUACUUCUUCAUAUCCCAAAAUAAUCUCACUGAAGAAAUUCCUUCAUCUAUUUGCAAUUUGACAUCACUGGUAAUGCUAGAUUUGGCGAGAAACAAUUUGAAAGGAGCAAUUCCGCAAUGUUUGGGUAGUAUUACGGCCCUCCAGGUUUUGGAUAUGCGCCUCAACAAUCUUUCUGGGAAUAUUCCAACAACUUUCAUCAAUGAAAGUUCACUGAGCAGCCUCAAUUUGCAUGGCAAUAAACUAGAGGGGAAAAUCCCACAAUCCUUGACCAAUUGCAAACAACUUGAAGUUCUUGAUUUAGGAGACAAUCACCUCAACGACACAUUCCCCGUGUGGUUGGGGACUCUGCCAAAGCUGAAAGUUCUAAGCUUGCGAUUCAACAAAUUGCAUGGUCCCAUCAGAACAUCAAGGAUUGAGAACAUGUUUCCAGAGCUCCGAAUCAUAGAUCUCUCUUACAAUGCCUUCUCAGGAAACUUACCUUCGAGUUUGUUUCAACAUCUGAAAGCCAUGACGACAAUUAAUCCAUCAAUGGGAACAUCAAGAUUUGGUGGAGAUCGUUAUUACCAAGACUCAAUAGCUGUUGUAUCCAAGGGAUUUGAGCGUGAAAUUGUGAGAAUCUUGUUUCUGUACACCACUAUCGAUCUUUCAAACAACACAUUCGAAGGACAUAUUCCAACUAUUAUGGGAGAUCUCAUUGCACUCCGUGUGCUGAAUAUAUCUCAUAAUAGAUUGGAAGGUCAUAUACCGCCAUCACUUGGAAGAUUAUCUUUGGUUGAAUCAUUGGACCUGUCAAGUAACCAUCUUGUAGGAGAGAUACCAGCACAAUUUGCUUCUCUUACUUAUCUUGCAGUCUUAAAUCUUUCCUACAAUCAUCUCGAAGGGUGCAUUCCUCAAGGAAAUCAAUUUCAGACCUUUGAAAACAAUUCAUAUGAAGGCAAUGAGGGAUUACGUGGUUUCCCUGUUUCAAAAAGUUGUGGGACAACUUAUGCCGUAUCUGGACAGCUAGACGGUGAAGAAAGCAAUUCUGAAUUUCUGAGUGAUUUUUGGAAAGCAGCUCUUAUGGGCUAUGGAAGUGGACUAUGUAUUGGAAUAUCCAUAGUAUAUUUCAUGAUGUCAACUGGAAAACCGAUAUGGUUUGCAAGAAUCAUUGUAAAGCUGGAGCACAAAAUAAUGAUGGGAAGGAGAAAGAAGCAACGAAGGCAAAGGAACUGCAGAAGAAGAAAUAAUCACUAGUAAUGUUACUGUUAUUUCUUUAAGGAAAAGAUAUAAUAAGUUGUAGACGUACUAUUGUUAAAUCCUGUUUGCUUAAAGUGUGUAGCAUCAUUCGACCAUGAAAA
Solanum verrucosum is the source of this 1454-nucleotide messenger RNA. Its product is annotated as receptor-like protein Cf-9 homolog. The transcript has a single exon. NCBI's taxonomy places the organism in Eukaryota, Viridiplantae, Streptophyta, Magnoliopsida, Solanales, Solanaceae. The record is from RefSeq and is a predicted model, not a curated record. Gene Ontology annotation, molecular function: protein binding. Bases 13 to 1350 code for a protein of 445 amino acids.